UUCGUUAAAGACAUCACCUAAUCUCAACAAAUUAAAGGACAUGCCUGAAAAAUUGUUUUCGUCAUAAAAAUUUCAACGAAUAUCAUCAACGCGCUCUAAUUUAUCAGUAUAUAUAAGCAAAAGUGAACUUUGAGUUGUUAUAUCAGACGUUAUAUACGUAUGUAUGUAUGUAUGUAUGUAUGUAUGUAUGUAUGUAUGUAUGUAUGUAUGUAUGUAUGUGCUGUUGCAAGCGACACGAUGGAUGUUAGGAAAUGUUAUCCAACCGGACCAAACUGUGUUUCGUAAGUAUUUAAAGCUGUUUAAGUUAUUCCAGUAAUAUUUAUUUUCACCUUUACUACCAAUAUUUUAAGAACGAUAUGAUUAUCAAAUAAUAACACGACAAUUACAUUAAAUAUUUAUUGUAAUCAACUGAUGAUCGAACCGAAUCGUUGGAUUCGUAAUCACUCAAUCGAUCGUUUGAUCGAUGAAUCAUAUAUCCUCGAUCAAUUACGUAACUUAAAAGCAUUUUUAAACUUACAGAUUUCCAUACGUUUGAAUGCCGUUGUACUCGAAAAAUUGACUCAACGAAUUUGAAUGGUAGCCUUUUCAAUCUAAUCUCCAUUCGCACGAUCAUUAUGGAUUUCUUCGUAAGACUGUCAGACAACAGAAUGACACCAGUCUUGAUGAUUCUCGAUGAAAAGUUGAUCAAAUCCAUUACCAUAACAAAUUUCGACUAUUUUCGAAACCAUCAAAAUUUCAUCAACGAACACAUAGACAACUUCUUCAGCAGUAAUCUGUUGUUAUUCCGUGACGAUAGGUGGAGAAACGUCAGAUCGUUAUUCACUCCAGCCUUCAGCUCCAGUAAAAUGAGAUCCAUGUUUCAAUUGAUGUCCGAGACCGAUGUAAACGUGGCAAAAUAUUUGUCAACCCUUCCGGCGAAUGAGAACGUGGUAGAGAUGAAGGACAUCUUCACCAGGUAUGCCAACGACGUGUUCGCGACGUGUGCUUUUGGUAUCGUGAUCGAUUCAUUGGCCGAUCAAAAAAAUAAAUUUUAUACUUUAGGCAGAGAGGCUUUGGACAUUCACAGCGUAACGAUUCUCAAACUUAUCGUGAUAAAAAUAUUCUCAGGAUUAGCUAGAUUUGGUAUAACGUUGUUAAACAAAAAAGUGACGGAUUUCUUCAAACAAGUGGUAUCUGACAGUAUCAAAGUUAGAGAAGAGAAAGGUAUAGUCAGACCAGAUUUUAUUCAGCUGAUGAUGGAGACCAAAGCUAAAUUAGUCUCGGGAAAGGAUCUCACCGUCCAUGAUAUCACUGCCCCAAGAAAGACUGUAUGCCGAAAUCGAUUGCGUUUUGGCCAAUUCACUUUCGAAAUAUCCAGCAGUCGUUUAGAGUAUCUCGACGCUAUGAUCAACGAGACACUGGGAAUGUAUCCAAUUAUACCUAUUACCGAUCGAGAAUGCUCGAAAUCAUUCGAACUAACUCCAGUUCUGCCAGGAGCGAAACCAUACGUAAUGAACGAAGGUUCUCAUCUAUGGUUGCCGAUCUACGUGAUCCAACGUGAUCCAAAAUAUUUUGAGGAACCGAAUACCUUCGAUCCACAUCGAUUUUUGGAUAAGAAGAGUAAUCUCGUUAACAGUGGAGCGUAUUUACCAUUUGGCAUGGAUCUAAGAAAUUGUAUCGUCAAAAGGUUCGCGUUAAUGGAGGCUAAAGUCGCAUUGUUCCAUAUUUUUGUCCGUUGCCGGCUCGAAGUUUGUUCCGGGACGACGAUGCCUAUGGAAUUGAAGACGAGAGGAGUGUUUCUUACGGCGAAAAAUGGAUUUUGAUUGCGAAUAGUUCCGAGAAACAUUUAAUUAAUCGAAGAAAUGUUUAAUUAAUCCGUUGAAUUGAAUUUUAUUCAAAUCUUAUAAGAUGGUAAAAUUAAUAAAAUCUGACAGUAUGAACUGGCUGAAGGAAGAUUGUGAAUAAAAAAGUUGUAUGAAAUUAGUGAAUUAUUUUGAAUUAAGAAGAAUCAGUAUGAAUCGAUCAGUGGAAAGAUAAACUGAACAAAUAUAUCGGAGUAAAGGUAUACAAAUAAUACGUAAUAUUUAAAUUCCAAGUUAGCAGCACGAAUUAAUAAAGAGAAAUUUGCUGGGAGAAAUUUUAAACGAGUUUAAUUGCCAGAGAAGGAAAGCUUGUUUCUGAAUACUCGAAGAGAAAUGGUUGUUCUGAAUAAUAAGACUAAUCGUAUUGUACCUUUAGAAUUGAUUUGCUUCGUGUAUUUUUUUGAGUU
Bombus pascuorum is the source of this 2248-nucleotide messenger RNA. RefSeq names its product cytochrome P450 9e2-like. Lineage: Eukaryota; Metazoa; Arthropoda; Insecta; Hymenoptera; Apidae. The record is from RefSeq and is a predicted model, not a curated record. Bases 615 to 1802 code for a protein of 395 amino acids. Gene Ontology annotation, molecular function: iron ion binding; monooxygenase activity; oxidoreductase activity, acting on paired donors, with incorporation or reduction of molecular oxygen. The transcript is spliced from 2 exons.